Messenger RNA from Empidonax traillii (willow flycatcher), 2107 nucleotides. RefSeq names its product C-X-C motif chemokine receptor 2 (gene CXCR2). Gene Ontology annotation, biological process: neutrophil chemotaxis; G protein-coupled receptor signaling pathway; immune response. Bases 417 to 1790 code for a protein of 457 amino acids. Gene Ontology annotation, cellular component: membrane. The record is from RefSeq and is a predicted model, not a curated record. NCBI's taxonomy places the organism in Eukaryota, Metazoa, Chordata, Aves, Passeriformes, Tyrannidae. The transcript is spliced from 3 exons. Gene Ontology annotation, molecular function: C-X-C chemokine receptor activity.
GUGAGGGGGUGCUCCGAGGGUUUGUUCCCAGAGGAAUGGGGUUGCCUGGGGGGUGCUCUUGGAUGCAGAUUUCCCCUAAAGGCAAUAGGGGUACUCAGAGGAGUGAGCCAGGGGGUUCCCUAAGUCUGUGGGGCUGGCACAGGGGCACAGCUCUGUCUGAUGGCAUGGUUCAACUGGACUCAGCUUGGCAUGGCACAGCUAGGGUGGGACGGAAACGGGACUCUACUCUGGGGUGGUCCCCCACAGCAAUCCCCAACAGGGGGCAAGUCAGCCCUGCAGUUUACCUGUGCACCCCCUAAAUGCCACCCUUGCUCUAUCCAUGGGGAAACUGACUCAUAGAACUCGGCGCUGCCAUCACCCACUGGCCACGGCCUUGGAGAGCUUCCAAUCUCCUGGGGGGACUGCAGCACCCAGGGAUGUCUUGGAGGGGAGCCCUGCACCCACCGAGGGCCUGGGGACAAGGCAGCAUAAAGAGGGCAGCGGAAGGAAGGGGCACUGGCUGGUGGCACUGCACGGGAGCAGGUGAGGGACCCUCCAGCUGGCGGGACCCCCGGGCCGGGUGCUGUGCUGCAUCCCACCACACUUUUUUCUGGAGCCCUUUGGGGAUCACAUCUGGAUUUGAACCAGUACCCGUGUGCUUCCCUGUGAGAAAAAGCUUGGGAUCAGGAGAAGAGCCCAGAUUUGAGGGGACAGCGACAGCAGCGAGUAGAAAAAUGGAGUCCUUGUCCUUCAAUGGGGAUCUCUCCAGCUUAUUCUCCUCGUACAACUACACCUAUGACUACAGCACGGCCCUGCCCGACCCCGCUAUCUCCUCCGCCCCAUGCCGGCCUGAUGGCUCCGUCCUCAACAAGUACCUGGUGGUGGUGAUCUACUGCCUUGUCUUCAUCCUCAGUGUAGUGGGGAAUGGGCUGGUGGUGCUGGUGGUGACCUCCAGCCACACCAGCCGCUCUGUCACCGACAUCUACCUGCUCAACCUGGCCGUGGCAGACUUGCUCUUUGCUUUCACCCUGCCCCUCUGGGCCACCUACCGAGCCCACGAGUGGGUCUUUGGCACUGUGAUGUGCAAAGCCAUCUCCGUGCUGCAGGAAGCCAACUUCUACAGUGGCAUCCUGCUGCUGGCAUGCAUCAGCGUGGACCGCUACCUGGCCAUUGUCUACGCCACCCGGGCUGCCACUGAGAAGAGGCACUGGGUGAAGUUUGUCUGCUUGGGCAUCUGGGUCUUCUCUGUGCUGCUCUCCUUGCCUGUGCUGCUCUUCCGUGAGGCUUUCACCUCACCCAACAAUGGCACCGUGUGCUACGAGCGCAUUGGUGACGAGGACACGGCCAAGUGGCGGGUGGUGCUGCGGGUGCUGCCGCAGACCUUCGGCUUUGCCUUGCCCCUCCUGGUGAUGCUCUUCUGCUAUGGCGUCACCAUCCAUACCCUCCUGCAGACCAAGAAUGCUCAGAAGCAGCGGGCCAUGAAGGUCAUCUUUGCCGUGGUGCUUGUCUUCCUCGUCUGCUGGCUGCCCUACAAUAUCACACUGGUGAGUGACACCCUCAUGAGGACACGGGCCAUCGCCGAGACCUGCGAGAGGAGGAACCGCAUCGACACAGCCCUCUCUGUCACACAGGUCCUGGGCUUUGCCCACAGCUGCAUCAACCCCAUCAUCUACGCCUUCAUUGGUCAGAAGUUUCGCAACAGCUUCCUUAAGAUCCUGGCACAGCGUGGGCUGAUCAGCAAGGAUGCUGUUGCCCGUUACGGCCGUGCCUCCUAUGCCUCCACCUCUGGCAACACAUCCACCACCCUCUGAGCCUUUCUGGUACCCAGUCCUUGUGGCUCCCCGCAGGUCCCAGCACCCCACACUCCUCAGCAUCCUCAUCCAGCCCCCUGGAAUGUGGGUAGUGAUGCUAUGGGGAUGGGCAGGGCCACCACUGGAUGCUGGACCCCAGCUGCAAGGGGACUUGGGUGGCAAGGUGGUAGGAUCCCAUUGCCAGAGAAGUGAUGCCAAGUGCUGCCCACCCUUCUCUCUCUUUGGGACGAAGCCUGUGACUCUAGGGAUUUUGAGAGCCUGCUGUGGUGUUUGUGGCCAUCAACCAUCCAGCAAUAAAGGAGUUAGUGGGUUGAUCA